AGGGGCAGGGCGCGCGCUGAUAUAAACUCUCACGAACUUCCUCAUCUUGCACUUCUGCAGCAGCCCUCAGUUCAGCUCCUGACUCCAACUCACACGCGCGCAAAGAUGAGCUGGGACAGUUACAUCCAGAAUCUGACCAAGAGCGACUGGCUGGAUGACGCCGUCAUAGUGGGACACACGCCCGGCCAGGAGUCCGUGUGGGCCUCGUCGCCGGGGGGCUGGCUCAACGGAGUCACGGCGGCGGAGGUGAAGGCGAUUGUUGCGAGUGACCGCAGUGGUCUUUUUGCUAACGGAGUGACUCUGGCGGGGAAGAAGUGCACGGUGCUGAGAGACGCUCUGAAUGUCGACGGUCAGAACACCAUGGACGUCAAAAUGAAAACAUCAGACAAAGAUCCCGACCCAUUCCCCUUCACCAUCGGCAAGACCAUGAAAGCUCUGAUUAUAGCUAAAGGAGUGAAGGAUGCCCACGGUGGAAAGGUCAACCCUCCUGUGUUUGACAUGACCGCAUACCUCCGAAAAAUGAACCUCUAAACACACAUUUACAGUCUCACACACAAACACACACACACACAUACACUGACUGCCUGUCAUUCACUGCUGUACACACACACACACACACACACACAUACAAAUACACCCUUCCCUAGCAGCAGAGAGGAGAGUUCUGACUGAGGAUCAGCUGAGUGUGUGUAUGUGUGUGUGUGUGUGUGUGUGUGUGUGUGUGUGUGUGUGUGUGUGUGUGUGGGUGAUUGGUCUAAGGUCAGUUCUCUCUCUCUCUUUUGCUUCCCUUUCUACACACACUGCUGCCUGCCCUCCUCACACACAUACACACAAACACACAAUCUGGCCACUCCACCGCUUCAGGUGGUGCGUGGAGGACAAGCUGCAGCCAGUCAAAGAUCAAUGGUUUAUUUACUGAUCAACUGAUGGUACGUGUCAUUGGAUGGGUGGAGCUUCAUCUCAGGCUGUUUAUUUGUUUGUUUAUUUGUUUGUUGGUUUGUUUAGAAGCUGUUCUGAACAAAUCUGCCACCUGGCUGCCAAAUAAAGAGAUUAGGUUUUUACCGAGA
Messenger RNA from Astyanax mexicanus (Mexican tetra), 1067 nucleotides. It is a transcript of the gene pfn1, whose product is annotated as profilin 1. Gene Ontology annotation, molecular function: actin binding. Lineage: Eukaryota; Metazoa; Chordata; Actinopteri; Characiformes; Acestrorhamphidae. Bases 106 to 531 code for a protein of 141 amino acids. The record is from RefSeq and is a predicted model, not a curated record. Gene Ontology annotation, biological process: positive regulation of actin filament bundle assembly; actin cytoskeleton organization; regulation of actin filament polymerization. Gene Ontology annotation, cellular component: cytoplasm. The transcript has 4 exons.